This is a messenger RNA of Acanthaster planci (crown-of-thorns starfish), 2774 nucleotides long. Its product is annotated as ectonucleotide pyrophosphatase/phosphodiesterase family member 7-like. NCBI's taxonomy places the organism in Eukaryota, Metazoa, Echinodermata, Asteroidea, Valvatida, Acanthasteridae. The record is from RefSeq and is a predicted model, not a curated record.
CUAUCGAAAAUUAAUUGUAGUUAUCGAUACCACGUCAAAAAUUAACCGGUAGCGCAGGAACACAAGAAUUCACGAGUCAAUUUAUUCUUUUGAUGUAAGCAUGAGUAGAGUUGGACAUAAUAUGAUUAGGUUCAAAAUUAUAUAUACACAUAAAAUGAUAAAGAGGUUUGAGAUUUGACAAACUUUACCUUGAAAGGUUCAUGGACAAAGGUUGAAUAGAUACUGGGAACUGUGCUGAUGUUCACUGAUUAGGUUUAACAGUGUAGUGGUUGUGGGUCAAACGUUCACCGUUUACAUGUGGUAAGUGGCUUUAUGGAAGGUCUUGGCUGUCCACGUAUGUAAACCCAACAAGAGGUUACCUCCAACACCUCUGACUAUGGUCCUUGUGUCUCUAAUAUGUGUCGUCAGCUUGGCAUUCGCCACUCAGCCAGUCCUUGCAAAGGAAAAGCUUCUCUUUCUACUGGUGGAUGGCUUCCGGUGGGAUCGACUGGGCUAUGAUAUGCCGGCCCUUGACAGGUUGGAGCGGCAGGGGGUGCGGGCAGAGUGGCUUGAUGGCGUCUUCAUUACACGGUCAGCACCAAGUAUGUUCAGCAUUGCUACAGGGCUCUACAUUGAGCACCAUGGUGUCGUACACAACAUAGCUUUUGAUCCGGUCACUGGUGAAAGGACUAACGGCUGGUCAGAGAUGCUGAACACCACCUGGUGGUUCAACUGGGCGGGAGAGCCCCUCUGGAUCACGGCCAAGUCGCAAGGUCUAAAAGUGGGCUCAUUCAUGUAUCCAGGGGGACAGACGCCGAUUGAUGGCAUCUUACCGGACCGCUUUGUCCCUUACACCAGUGAGACAUACCACAAAUAUGUCAAUCUUGUGGAUCGAGCGGAUGUGGUAUUCGAGUGGCUGUACGGAGACGGACUGGAUGUCGUGUUCCUGUACGUUGGCAAGCUAGACAGCAUGUUACACGCUGCUGGAAUCGGUGAGGAAGCGGGCAAGGUGGCAGACGAGGUGAACGAGCUGGUAUCCUACAUUCUGGACAAAAUGGAGGAGACUGGCGUCCGAGAAAAUUUGAAUUUUAUCGUCGCCAGUGACCAUGGCAUGGUUAAUAUCUCCAACAACAAAGCGCUUUCAAUGUUCGAGUACAUCGACGAAUCGCUUUUAGACUUUGUCAUCGCGGACGGCGGGUCUGUGUUUCAGAUCUUGCCUGUAGAUGGCGCCCUGGAGCAGGUGUACAGUAAGUUGAAAUCCGCUCACCCGUCAAUUAACAUGUACAAGAAGGAAGAGUUUCCACCGUGGUUUCACUACGCGGACAACCCACGAAACCUGCCACUCAUAGGCUACAUGGAUAUCGGCUGGACUAUGUAUAAGCAAGUUAAUCAAUCGGAAGUUACCGAUAAAGCCGGCCAUGGUUACGACAAUCGGGACAUGACCAUGAAAUCAUCUUUCUACGCCCAGGGACCCAGCUUCAGGAAGGGGUAUCGCGCCAGACACUUUGAAUCGGUAAACAUUUAUCCCCUGAUGUGCGAACUGCUUGACAUCGUGCCAGCUCCCAACAAUGGAUCCCGAGAUAAUUACAAAGACAUGCUGGUAUCUGAGCAUCCACCUACGUCACCGCCCGGAUGUGGAGUUAGCGCCCUCUGCAGUCACACCACCUUGAUUCUUUUAACAGUUGCUCUAAGUGCCUCCACCAAAAGCUAAAUAAAAUCAUGACCACUUAUUACGUGCCUACUACAUCAUGUAUUUGAGGUGUUUGUCAAAAUUAUUACUUCACAAACACAUUACAUUCUAUUUAAAUACUUACAAACAAUAUUUUUCUUGGUAUGCUUGUUAUGGUCAAAAUCACCGUUAUUUGUGAGAUUUAUUACGGAUCUACAGUCACAGAUCAGUAAAACUGCUUACUGCCAGCUGUGAGGGUGACUUCAAAUGACAAGUGACAGCGUCAUCGUGGUCACAUAUUUAAUGACAAAUUUGUGUUUUGUGUGGUUGAAAGUAUGCACUCUUGGUAAAAGUACUAUACAUUUGCUGGUAAAAUGCAAAAUACAUAAUACAUACAAAAUGCAAAAUACCAGACUGGCACUCAUAGCCAUAGUCAUUUGAUAUUCCAACUGCAUGCUGUAGAAUUAAUAUCAAUGUAAUGGAAGACCCCCUAUUAGACUUGGCAUGUUUAAUAAUGUCUCAGAUGAGACUCCGUACCUGCAUAUGUUAUGGUUCAAAGAAAUGAAAGGAACUAUGAAAUUAAACCUAAAUAAAUCCUGCGUUUUGAUCCCUUUAAUGAUGUCUUUUGUGUUCGUAAGGCUAACUGUACUCAUCGCCCAACCCGACCCCGUCGCUACUGCUUCUCUACCGACACCCAUGGCCGCAUUCUCAACUCAAUCUGCCUCCUGGAUCAAGUCAUCCGAGAUCCAUGUGUUAUGGUUCAAAGAAAUAAAAGGAACAAUGAAAUUAAACAUAAAUUCUGCGUUUUGAUACCGUCAAUAACCAAACGUUGACAAUUGGUAAAUGUUUAGUCAAAUAUACUGUAUAUAUAACUCAUUAAAACGAACUUGAAAAAAAUCUCCGAAAAACAACUUGGAAAAAAUACAUCGCGUAAAAUGAUUAACUUCCCAAAACAGAAACGUUUCUAUUAUGGGAUCUUACGGGAAUGAACUCGAGCAAAUUAACUUGGUAAAAUGUAUCUCGUAGAAAAGAACUUGGAAAAUGUAUACUUCAUAAAAACAAACUUUGAAAAAUAUACUUGAUGAAAAUAUGUGCUUGACCGCACUACGGGGCUUUCGUAUUUUUC